Alligator mississippiensis (American alligator) is the source of this 1971-nucleotide messenger RNA. RefSeq names its product chromosome 1 CXorf38 homolog (gene C1HXorf38). NCBI's taxonomy places the organism in Eukaryota, Metazoa, Chordata, Crocodylia, Alligatoridae. Bases 25 to 1017 code for a protein of 330 amino acids. The record is from RefSeq and is a predicted model, not a curated record. The transcript has 6 exons.
GCCCCCAGCCCGGUGGAGCCGCCCAUGUCGAGCCGAGCCAUGGGGCUGGCGGCGGAGCUGGCGGCGCGGCUGAACUGCGCCGAGUACAAGAACUGGGUGCGCGCGGGUCAGGCGCUGCUGCUGCUGCGGGGCGUCCUGCAGCCCUUCGCCGCCGCGCAGCUCCGCGCCUUCCACGCCCGCCUGGCCGCCCGCCUGCCCCGCGCCGCCCGCCCCCGCUGCGCCUGCGCGCCCCGCGCCCGCCAGUUUCAGCCUGCCUGUUCAUUGUGUGCACAAUGGAAACAGGAGAUUUUGAAUCAUCACACCAACAGGCAUGGAGAUGUUCAUUGGGGAAACUGCAAACCUUGGCUUUGGCCUUCUAAUUCGUGGGAGCUUGCAAAGGCCUAUAUGCCUCGUGGACAAACAAAUAUUUCUGGACCAGAGGAAUGUGAUGCAGUUGCACUUCUAAACCUUUUUAAUUUCUGUGACCAUUUCAGUAGUAUUAAUAAAAAGAAAAUUAAAGAGGUGAUUACAUGCCGUAAUGAGUUGAUGCAUUCUUCAGAAAUGAAAGUUUCUUCUUUGUGGUUGAAAGAGUUUGGAAAGAAGAUUCAGAACUUACUAAAUGAAUUUGAGAAUGUUCCAGAGGUUGCAGCAGCUGGAACAAAGAUAGAAAAGCUUUUGUCAUCUGAUUGGGCUGUCUAUGUACCAGGGGAAGGAGAUCAGCCAGAUGGACUGGAAGAAGAAACAGAAGUUUACCUGACUGAGAGUCAAAUACAUGAAAUAGAGAUGGAAUUAAUAAGGCAGAGACUUGAAGAGAUCUAUCUUCUGGCAGAGGAGCAGGAGAUGCUGUCUGAAGAGAAUUUGCAUAGGAUACAGAUGGUAAAAGAUUUCUUAAAGGACAACAGUGAUCUGAAUACAAGCUUUGAGGCAGAUCUGCAGAGACUAGAAGGCCUUGAAAAAGAGAUGCAGAGCCAGAAAAUAUCUCUAGGUGAGACCAAGAAAGAAAAUCCUGAGGAGGAGACAAAUGAAGGCAAGUUUUGAGAAAAUGUAUCUUCCCUCUAUAGUAUGCUGCCUUGAAUGUUGCAGGGAAAAUUUGUAAAAAAUGUUCAGAGGGUUUUGCAGGGGGUUGGAGGACUUGUUUUAUCCCAAGAGAGAACUAUUUUGUUUCACUGACUGGGAUGCCUUACUGAGCAUCUCCCAGAGAGAGGCUACAGUAAUGAAUGGCAGUAACUACUGUAUAAGGAGGACAGUGAUAGCAGAACUUCCAUGUAACAAGGACUCAUCUGUUGUGACAAUGAGCUGAGUAUUGCAGUAGGUGGCACUUUUAAGAUUUAAGAUUUCUUUAAUACAGAAAUGGUCACAUUUAGAUUAAAAGAAAAAAGAUGCUAACUGUGGGGACUUGCUCAAUACAAUGGAUAACAGGUUAAAAACAAUCAAAAUACUUGAAUGAGAAAAAAACACAACAUUUGAAUGGAGCUUGACUUGUCUUUGUUUAAAUAUAGCUUGUCCUUUAAAGAAAAUUAAACCUGUUGCAUGAAAAACAACUUCAACUGUGAAACAGCAGAGUCUACAUUUUGAAGAGGCGUUCUUGUGACUGAAUGAUUUGUCUAAGUUUGCUUUUUGUUUGUAAGCUUUGAUUGUAUGAUUGCCCUGCAUCUUGUUUUAAGGGCUGUGGUUCUCAGUGGUUUUAGACUUAAGGCACCCCUCCAUAAUUUUUCUGAAUUUAGUGGCAUCCCUUUUAAAAAAUAAAUUUCAUUUAUUUUUUGACUACAGAAAAAUAAUAGAGGAGUUCUUCCAUUGCAAAGAUCUCAAAGAGACAUCAAGAGGUCAGAAUGUUUUGGACACUAUGGAUUCCUAUUUGAUCUCUCUGGGUUUAUCUGGUGAAUCAUGUGUAGGUGUUUGCACACCUAACAGUGCUCAUGUUGCAGCACCCUCAUGGCACCCUGCUUAAGAAUUGCUGCUUUUGGGCCUCAAAGAAUAAACUUGAAGAAUGGA